Molecule: messenger RNA, 1356 nt
Organism: Acytostelium subglobosum LB1
Lineage: Eukaryota; Evosea; Eumycetozoa; Acytosteliales; Acytosteliaceae
Exons: 2
Biological process (GO): actin cytoskeleton organization; positive regulation of Arp2/3 complex-mediated actin nucleation
Cellular component (GO): SCAR complex; cytoskeleton
Molecular function (GO): actin binding; protein kinase A regulatory subunit binding; Arp2/3 complex binding
Source: RefSeq, a predicted model, not a curated record
CAUACAACCAUGGUAUUGAUAACAAGAUACUUACCAUCGGUAAUCGAUAAUAAUAGACCUGUAUUGGAUGGUGUAACAUCAAAGGAGCACAUAGUGGAUGCAGUGUUGCAUAAUACAACGGUUGGUGUGAUCAAUCAGUUGAUGGUGCUGGCCGAGCAUGCCAAUAGUAUCUUCACGGCACUGGCCACCGAGACCACGCAGAUCACCACGCGACUCAAUCGAUUGAACGUGCGGCUGGCGCCGCUCACCCAGAUGGUGCCACAGGUCGAGUCCUACCACCAGCGCACUCCCAUCGAGACGAUGAACAGCAAGGCGCGUGCAGAGUACCACGCCGAGAACGCCGAGCGACAUCAGCUGUUCACCACGGUGUCGAUGCCCGAGACCCUGACGGUGAUCUACCAGGAGGUGUGUCGGCCGCCACCCAACCUGGCGCAGCUGGAUCCGUUCAUGGACGAUGGCGCUAGCGCGCUGAAGCUGUACACCAACCCCAAGUUCUUCAUCGAUGAGUGGGUGGCCGAGAUGAAGAAGCAGAAUGAGGAGGCGCGUCAGCGACGUCGUGAGCGCAGGGAGGCGCGUUUGAAGAAGAAGGGCGAGAAGGUCGACACCACCGAGGUCAAGAAGGUGAAGCGCGUGCACAAGGUGCGCUACGACCCAGUCACUGGAGAGAAGAUACUCAUCGCAGUCGAUGCGCCGACCACUCAUCAGGCUCCAAUUGCCAUCCCCCAGCCUCAGCAGCAACAGCAGCAGCAACAACAGCAACAACAACAGGUGCAUUACAACCCUGCGAUGCCAUAUCAACCGCAGCAACCAGCCGUGUAUAAGCCAUCACCGAUCAAUAACAGCAACAGCUCGGUGCCACCUCCACCAAACAUGCAGGCACAAGGCAUGCCACAGCAUCAAUCAUUCAACCAGCCCAGCAACCUGUCGAUGCCGCCACCUCCCCCGCCCAUCUCGGGCAACUUCACCGCGCCACCUCCCCCUCCCUCUGGAUCAAACAUCUACAGACCGGCCAACGCGGCGCCGGCCGCACCACCUCCUCCUCCUCCUCCCGGACCCGCUCCACCUCCCCCUCCACCCAUGGCCAGCAACCUGGCCUCUGCACUGGAGGCUGGCGGAUCAUCACUGCGUCACACCGAGACCACAAAGGCCAAGCCUGAUACCAGGUCCGACCUGUUAUCGGCCAUUGUAGCCGGUAUGAACUUGAAGCCUGCCGAGGAGAGGAAGGUGCCCGAGAAGACGGAGGCUGUGAGGACUGAGGCCGUCAACGUUGCCGACAUCCUUGCCAGAAGAAUUGCAUGGGCUCCAAGUGACUCUGAAGAUGAUGAUGACUCUGAUGACGAUUCUGAUUGGGACUAA